Chrysochloris asiatica (Cape golden mole) is the source of this 360-nucleotide messenger RNA. RefSeq names its product reprimo-like (gene RPRML). The record is from RefSeq and is a predicted model, not a curated record. Lineage: Eukaryota; Metazoa; Chordata; Mammalia; Afrosoricida; Chrysochloridae. The transcript has a single exon. Bases 1 to 360 code for a protein of 119 amino acids.
AUGAAUGCCACCUUUCUGAACCACAGCGGCUUGGAGGCGGCGGGCGGCGUGGAUGGCGGCGGGGCCGCCCUGGGGAACCGCAGCCACGGACUGGGCACGUGGCUGGACUGCUGCCCCGGGGGCGCACCUCUUGCCGCCAGCGACGGCGUCCCAGCGGGGUUGGCACCCGAUGAGCGUAGCCUGUGGGUGUCGCGUGUGGCGCAGAUCGCAGUGCUCUGCGUGCUGUCACUCACCGUGGUCUUCGGUGUCUUCUUCCUGGGCUGCAACCUGCUCAUCAAGUCUGAGAGCAUGAUCAACUUUCUAGUGCAGGAGCGCCGGCCUUCCAAGGACGUGGGCGCCGCCAUCCUGGGGCUCUACUGA